This is a messenger RNA of Saprolegnia parasitica CBS 223.65, 808 nucleotides long. RefSeq lists its product as hypothetical. The record is from RefSeq and is a predicted model, not a curated record. Lineage: Eukaryota; Oomycota; Saprolegniomycetes; Saprolegniales; Saprolegniaceae. The transcript has 4 exons. Bases 45 to 752 code for a protein of 235 amino acids.
UCCAAUUCGACUGAUUCGAGUACAAUAUUCCCUUACCAGUUUCCAUGGUCCGCUUCCUCUUUUCCGCUCUUGCGGCCCUUGCGACAGCCGUCGCUGCCCAAAAGACGGCGCUCAUCAUCGUUGAUAUGCAAAACGACUUUGCGUCGCCGACGGGCAGCCUGUACGUCUCGGGUGGCGACGCCAUCAUCCCGACCAUCAACAAGCUCCGCGCCAAGGGCCAGUGGGACCUUGUCGUGACGACGCAGGACUGGCACCCGAAGGGCCACGUCUCGUUCUACUCGACGUUCGCCAAGGACCCCAAGGCCAAGAUGUUCCAGCCGUACACGCUCACCAACGGCGAGAAGCAGGUGCUUUGGCCCGACCACUGUGUGCAGGGCUCGACGGGGGCCGACUUUCACAAGGAUCUUGUCCGCGCGCCGACCGACGUCAACAUCCUCAAGGGUAUGAACGUUUCGCUCGACUCGUACUCGGCGCUUCUUGAAAACGAUCAUCGGACCAAGACCAAGUUGUCAAGCAUCCUUGACGCGGCCGGCAUCACCAACUUGGCGGUGACGGGCCUUGCGUUCGAUUUUUGCGUCGGCUCGACGGCAUAUGACGCCAACACGAUGUUUGGUUACGAAGUGACGGUCAUCACGGACGCGACGGCGUCGGUGGCGCCGGCGUCGGAAACCACGAUGCGCGCCCAGCUCAAGGGCGCCGGUAUUCGCUUCAAGACCGCUGACCAGUUUCUCAAGAUCAAGCGCCAGUGGUAAUGCUUACACUAAUUGCCAAGGUGCUAUUAUGGCAGUCUUCUCAUGUUGUACUCUAC